CUUCUCUCCGACUGCCGAUUUACAAAUUAAAACGUAACUCCGCCACACAGCCGCCGCGAUACCAUUGCCAGCCAUGGCUGCCGUGCUAUCAAAAACUGCUCAUCUCCGUCGUGCUUACCGACUCUUAUCUUCUCACACGACAUCUCGCCUAACACUACAGCUCUCCAAUGAAAUUCCUAAAUCACCAUUCCACCGACCUCUCCCUCAAUCGGGUCUAGGAUCAUUUACGAAGCUCCCUAGGUUUCUAUCUACUAAUGCUAAUACUCAAGCUGAUUCAGAAUUGAAAGCAACCGCAUCGGAUUCUCACUCUGAUCAGGGGAAGCAAUCCGGAGAUUCACAUCAGAGUUCAGAACAGGGAAAAUCUGUUCGAGGCGGACCCAUUUCUUGGUUGAGCUUUCUUUUGCUGGUUGCCACUGGAGCAGGAGUUAUCUUCUACUAUGAUCAGGAAAAGAAACGACAUAUUGAAGAUAUAAAUACUUCUUCCACUGCAGUAAAACAAGGACCUUCUGCUGGAAAAGCAGCCAUUGGUGGUCCAUUCAACCUCAUUAACCAUGAUGGAAAAUCUGUCACUGAGAAUGAUUUCAAAGGCAAAUGGACCCUCAUAUACUUCGGUUUUACCCACUGCCCGGAUAUCUGCCCGGAUGAGCUUCAAAAACUUGCUGCUGCAAUCGAUAAAAUAAAGGCGAAAUCAGGUUUUGAAAUAGUCCCGGUUUUUAUUUCGGUUGAUCCAGAAAGGGAUACAGUAGAACAAGUUUCUGAAUAUGUCAAAGAGUUUCACCCGAAGUUGAUUGGGCUUACGGGUGAUCCGGAUGAGAUUAAAAAGGCUGCUCGUGCUUAUAGAGUUUACUAUAUGAAAACAGAGGAAGAGGGCUCAGAUUACCUUGUUGAUCACUCCAUAAUUAUGUACUUGAUGGAUCCGAAUAUGGAGUUUAUAAAAUUCUUUGGGAAAAAUAACGAUGUGGAUGCUCUAACAGAAGGAAUCAUUAAUGAAAUCAAACAAUACAAAAAAGCUAAAGCCUAAUGCAAGUACAUUGUACACACCCUCUUGACAUGUCUAUUUUUCUGCAUCUUCCAUAUGCGGUUUUUGAACUUUCUUCUUUUAGGAUUUUUGAGGGGAUUAAUGUUUUAGUAUUUUUUUUUAAAAUGGAUGGUAGUAAUAAUUGGAAUUAAUUAAGUAAUUAUGGAC
Messenger RNA from Lactuca virosa, 1186 nucleotides. Lineage: Eukaryota; Viridiplantae; Streptophyta; Magnoliopsida; Asterales; Asteraceae. The record is from the annotation of a GenBank genome assembly.